This is a messenger RNA of Prorocentrum cordatum, 3102 nucleotides long. NCBI's taxonomy places the organism in Eukaryota, Dinophyceae, Prorocentrales, Prorocentraceae. The record is from the annotation of a GenBank genome assembly.
AUGAACGGCCUCAACCAGAUCAUCUCCUCCCUGCAGGACCCCAAGGCGAUGAAGAUUGUGGUCGAGACCUUGGCCUUCCAGCACCUAGACCUCGACGUGACCAUCCCACGGACGGCUAUCUUCCGCGACGCCAUCGUCGACCUGCUUGUGGUCGAGCUGGGCGCGCGCUACAGCAAGAAGGCCCGGGAGGGUUGGAGCAUCAUGCUCAACUACACCGGCGGUGCUUACAUCUACACGAGGACAAAGUUCGCCGACCGCCUCAGGAUCUUGGCCUCCAGCUGGGCCACGGCGAACAAUAAGAAGGAGGACGAGAUCUUCGAGAUGGCGGCCCGCGGCGGCGAGGAGAACGAGGAGAAGGAGGGCGACGGGAAGGAUAACGAGGCCGAUGGAGCGCAGAACGCAGAGAUGCAGGACGACCUGAACAUGAAGCAAAUGGCUGGCAACGACAAGGAUUUACCGGCUACCAAGAAGAAGAAGGGCAGCAACGCGAAGUCCAGGUGGGGCUUCGGCGCCAAGGCGGGGGGCAACAACGGAGGGGGCCACGAGGUCGCCAAGGCAAUGGAGGAGUCCGAUGGCAGCAGCUUCAGGAACACCUCCGUGCCCACCACCUACAACGAGAUGUUCUUCUUCAAUGCCGCGGUCAUGGGCUUCGGGCAGAGCUCUUGGAUGAACGAGGUCCUGGCCUCCUUCGAUACUAUCGUCACGAACGUGGCCAAUUCCUACCGACUGCAGGAGGAGUGCGACGUGUUGUCGCUGCGCAUCGCGAAGUAUAGAGGCACGAUCAACCUCUCCGAGUACAAGGCGGUGAUGCUGGCCUCCCUGCGCUCGCUGGUCCCGAAGGACUGGAACUCCCUGCACGAGACGGCGUGGUCGUGGCUGUGGGAAAACGUCGAGAGGAUGCUCAAAUCGCAGAUGGGCAAACCGAGCUUGCAGGAGAAGGCCCUGGAGAAGCUCUGGGCAGGCCUGGACGAGCAGGGCCAGGCGUUCGUCCGCCGCGAGGUCUACGCCAAAUUCUUCAUGCUGGCCCCCGCGGGGCAGGACUACUUCAAACAGUCGACCACCCGCCUGCACUUCAUCGCCGACCGCAUUGUGUCCAUGACGCUCGAGAUCUACAAAGACCCCAAGAAGAUGGUGGAGGACAUUUCCGCGCUCGGCCUGCGGCACGUCGGCUACGGCAUCCCCACCGACCUGUUUGGGUCCUUCGUCACGGCCUGCGUGCAGGUCGUGCGCACCCUCACGGACGACGACAUUGCCGAGGAGGCCUUCAGGUGGUCGUUGAGCCUCAUUUCGCGCAUCCUGACGCGCGUAAUCACGGAGGGCUCCACGAUUGUGAUGAAGGCCAUCAACACAAAUUCCGGGAAGGCUCUGAAGAAGGCGGUCGCCUGCGCGCCACGCGGCAAGCGGGCGCUGUGGAUGCUCAACAUCCAGGUCGGCACGCAGUCCAUAUCCCCAUUCAUGUGGGCGAUCGAGACGGGCAGCCUGGAGGCGGCGAAGGCGAUUAUCACGGACCUCCUGACGAUCAGGGCCGACCGCGACCGCUACUACUACGGCAUGGACACCCUGUUCGAGCGCCACCCAGAUGUGGUGAAGAGGAUCUGCGCGGAGGCCCCCGCGCUGCUGACAACGCUGCUGGACGGUCUGGUGUGGCGGUCGAGGACCACGGAGAACGGGCAGAGGCGGGUGAAUUACUACGUGAAGCACCUGCUGGUCGACAGCGAGGGGGGAUUCGCGAAGGCGAUCGAGUGGGUGACAGAGAACGGCGACCCGAAGAUCGUAAGCCACCCGGUGCUCUCCAUGGUGACGGACGUCGUCUGGGGUCGGAUCGCCUUCAGGACCUUCUUGCUCGGAAAGGUGUGGCUGCUCAUGACGCUGGUGGUGUUCGUUAUCGGCACCUCCGCGCUGAAGCACACCACGUAUGCGACCACCACCGAUGCCGUUCGCUACCUCAUCGCUGGCUGCCGCUGCUUCAUCUACUUGUUCAGCAUGGGCCAGUGGCUGUACUAUCACGCGAAGCACACCGCCAAGGACGUCAAGACCAGGAACUUUGUGCGCGUCGGAAUACUGCCACUUCCAGAGUACCUCACCGGCUUCCAGGAUGCAUGCAGCUUUAUCCUCAUGAUCGGUCUGACUUCGAUGCUCGCCACGGAGCCUGUCAUCCAUUGCAUGCCCCAUAAAGAUGAGAACUUCGAGGGCAACGGCUUAUUCACCGAGUUGUGCCCCCAGGCGGACACCCUGCGGAAGGCGUACAGUUGCAUGGCUGCUUUGGCCACCAUCAUGUACUUUGCGCUCACCAUCGAUCUUUCGGUCUUCAGCACCCGCUUUUCCGCCUUCGUGCUGGUCAUCUUCCGCGUGCUCGCGGAGGUCGGCCUUUUCCUGGCUGGGCUUGUCGCCGUCCUGUUCACCUUCAGCUGCGCCGUGAGCGCACUCGAUCACCAGCACAAUGAUUUCGAGGGCAUCCACAAGGCAGCCCUCUCGAUGAUGCAAAUCACCUUCGGGAUGUACAACACCACGGAGUACGAGCUCAUGGGCGACGAACAAGCUUUGCUGACCGCAAUCGUCCUAUACAUCAUCGUCACUGUCGUGUUCUUCUCGAACCUGCUGAUCGCGCAGCUGAACUGCGCAUACCAGUCCACAUACCAGGACAUGGUGGGGUACGCGCGCCUGAACCGAGGAAAGGUGGUCACCGAAGCCAUGUCCUUCGUGUCGGAGCAGCGCUGGGCGAAGUUCUUGGCGGCCCUUCGGCUGGAGGAGCGCUGCGAGUUCGGGGAGGGCGACAUCGGGCUAGCGGGCGGCAUCCAGGUCCUGGAGCCCGCCAGCGCAAACAUCACCACGGUGGGGGCACGGUGGCGGAUGAUCCGCCGCUUCGGGGGGUCCACGUCGCCGCUUGCGCAGUGGCCAGAGGACGACGCCAUCGGCGAGGACGAGGACGACCGCAUGGAGCGCAUGGAAAAGCUGAUCGACAAGGCGAUGAAGCGCAUGACGAGCAGCAAGGGCGGCAAGAAGAGGGGCGGCUCCAGCAGCGGCCAGAACGGCAGCUCCAUGAACCAGACCACCAUGUCCGACGAAUCGGACGACCACAACGACAGCGACGAUCACGACUGA